This is a messenger RNA of Epinephelus fuscoguttatus (brown-marbled grouper), 1637 nucleotides long. RefSeq names its product WD repeat domain containing 83 (gene wdr83). The transcript has 10 exons. Gene Ontology annotation, molecular function: protein binding. Gene Ontology annotation, biological process: mRNA splicing, via spliceosome. NCBI's taxonomy places the organism in Eukaryota, Metazoa, Chordata, Actinopteri, Perciformes, Serranidae. The coding region runs from base 151 to 1104 and encodes 317 amino acids. The record is from RefSeq and is a predicted model, not a curated record. Gene Ontology annotation, cellular component: catalytic step 2 spliceosome.
AGCAAACUUGAUGGGUAAAAUGAAUGGAAGAUGCUGAUGGUUACAAACUGAAGAUAAACUUAUUAUUAUUAUAUUAGCCGCGACAGGAAUAUCAACAUGGCGCUCCCCUAAAAUUAAACUCGGGAUAAAACAUUUCAAACAGGUGAUGUCAUGGCGUUCCCUCAGCCCAGACCUCAGGCUCCUCAGCUUCCCCAACAUCUGCUCAGGACCAUAGACUGUCAGCAAGGAGCCGUCAGGGCUGUUCGCUUCAACGCUGAUGGGAACUACCUGCUGUCUUGUGGCAGUGACAAAUCUCUGAAGCUGUGGAGUGUGAGCAGAGGGACGCUGCUGAAGACCUACAGCGGACAUGGAUACGAGGUUCUGGAUGCCGAUGGUUCCUAUGACAACAGCAAUCUUUGCUCCUGCAGCUCUGAUAAGACAGUGAUCCUAUGGGACGUCGCCACAGGCCAGGUCACACGCAAACUCAGAGGUCACGCAGGGAAAGUCAACUGCGUCCAGUUCAACGAGGAGGCAACUGUCAUCUUGUCUGGAUCCCUGGAUGGGACAGUUCGGUGCUGGGACACCAGAUCCAGGAGAUUUGAGCCCAUCCAGGUUCUAGACGAGGCUCGGGACAGCGUCAGCAGCCUGAAGGUGGCCCAACAUGAGCUUCUUACCGGGUCGGUGGAUGGCAGAGUGAGACGCUACGACCUGAGAAUGGGACAGCUGCACGUUGACUUCAUCAGCAGUCCCAUCACAUGUGUGUGUUUCAGUCAGGAUGGUCAGUGCACUCUGAGCUCCAGUCUGGAUUCAACAGUCAGACUGCUGGACAAGAGCACCGGGGAAAUGCUGGGAGAAUAUACAGGGCACAAGAUGAAGGGCUAUAAGCUGGACUGCUGCCUGUCCAGUAAAGACACCCAUGUCCUGAGCUGCUCAGAGGACGGACACGUCUACUGCUGGGACCUGGUGGAGGGAUCCUUGUCCCUGAAACUGCCAGUGGGGAAAGCUGUUGUCCAGUCGAUGUCCUUCCACCCCUCAGAAACCUGCCUCCUCACGGCCAUGGAGGGGCGCGUCCAGGUGUGGGGGGCAGAGCCAGAGGAGACGGAGGAGGAUGUGAUGGCCACAUAGAGAUGGUGAAAUAAGACAGAAACUAUUUACAUGCUGAGAAGAUUCCUUUUUUUUAUUCAGAUAACAUGCAGUCUGCAGACAUAAAUUUUAAAACCUGACGGCUCUUAGAGUGGCAUGAAAACAUCUUAUUUAAUUUUUGUGUCCGUACACACAGGGUCGUUGGAGGUUUGGUGCUGAAAAUGGAUCUGUAGCACAUUUAGGUCCAGUGAAAAGUAUCCAUGCUGGAGCGAUGAGGUUAUUCAGGAUAUCAAGUUUGUCAAAACAGGAAUAUCAGAAAACAUAAAACUACAUCACAAAGUAUGAAAGGCUCAUGAGCAGCUCAGAGUCUACGAAAACUUGUAAAUGGCCACUGGGGGAAAGUUUCAUUUUGGUCAGAAGUGAGCUACACAGCGGUCAUUCAGGUACAACUAACUUCAUAGUCAGAUGAUGAGUCUGUUUUUAUGACUGUUAGCUGUACAAAGAUUUAAUUCUUGAGGGAGGAAAGCAACAUACCAGCUGACACAAACUGUACAGAGUUAAAGAAGUGAUGUAUC